UGGCACUCCCUGCCUGGCCCCGCUGCAGCCCUCAGGAGUGGGCAUUCGGGGCCCACUUCACAGGUGGGGGCGGCUAGGCUGAGAGAAGGGAGUUUUUUGCCCAAGGUCAUGAUCUGACCCCUAGCCCCCAUGCUUCUCUCACUAGUGCUCACUGAAGUGGGGGUCUCCGCCCUGUGGGACAUCUCCCAUCCUAGGAAGCCCCCAAGCUCCGAGGAGUGCCUGCCAAGGGCGCCACAGAGGGGUUUGGAGGGGCGCUGGGGGUCCCUCAGAUGUCGUUGGCAGGACCGGCUUCCUCCGGCCCCCCCAGGGACCCUCUGACAUGGGGAGUGAGGCGGGGCUCCUCCCCACCCUACAGAGGAGCAGCCUGAGGCCCUGGGAGUCAUGUGGUUAGUUCAAGGUCAUGACAAUGACAGCCUGGGUAGGGAGCUACCCAUCUCCUCAUCAGUUCUUACCUCGGUUCAAGUCCCUUAAGGUCUGUGCAGAAGCUGACCCCCCACGGCCCUCUGCAGGGAGUGGAAGAGACUGGCGUUGGAGUCACAGACCCGGGUUCAAAUCCUGGUUUUGUCUUGCACAAACGGUGUGAUCUUGAGCAAGUCAUCAAUCACUCUGAGCCUCGGUUUCCUUAUCUAUAAAGGGGGAGAGCAGGCCUCUGUCAUGUUCAGUCACCAACAGGUGUCUGUUGAGCACCCACUGGGUGCCUGGUGCUGGGCUGUAAUGGAGAAUCCGGGCCCUUCCUCGGAGAACUCAGUCCAGGAGUACCAGCAGUAGUUGUGAUGUCGGUCGUAAUGGAGAAAGCCCAGGGGGCUGUGGGGACCCCCCCAAAGACCCCAGCCAGGCCAUUAUAAUUGGUGAGGGGGGGCAAGAGGGCAGGAGAAGAGAGCAGGAGCAGCUCCGCAGGCCCCAUGGGCAGGGCUCUGUUGCUGGAAUUUUCCCUGAUCAGUAGGGAGCCAGUGAAGGCUUUUGAGCAGGAGAGGGCCACGCUCAGAUUUCCAUGCUUGCGCUUGCUCAUCCUGGUGAGACUGGAGGCAGAGACCAGCGAGGGUGCUGACGGAGACAUUCACUGAGGCGGAGGACGGAGGCUGGAGCAGAGCAGGGGCAGCGAGUGGGUACGCACACAGAACUUCGGGUGCAGGGAGCUGAGCGGCUGUGGAUGCUGCUGGCUGGUCUGGGAACGGGGGGCAGAAGCAGCGGCGGGGCACGGGUGGGCUCGGAAGGUGAGCCCGGUAGUGGACGUGGAUGAGUGGCCAGGGAGGAGGCAGCCGGGAUGCAGUGGCCAGGGGGUGUGCAGCGCGUCAGGUUGAUGAAAGAAGCCACAAGAGGGUAUGAGAUGGGGGGUGGGUUGAAGGAGGAGAGCAGAGGGCUGGGACCAGGACCCCCCGGGAAGGCAAAGGAGCUGGAGGAGGCACAGCCUGGGGGGCCAGGGGGAAAGCCAGGGGUAGGCGCAGUCCCAGAAGGCAGUUGUCAGGAAAUUACAGAAGUCCCAUGUGUCGAGCACUUUCUCCAGCGCCAGGUGCGAGGAGGGCCCGGGAGGGUCAGUCCCCACCUGUCUCUUCAGCAGAGAGCAGGCCGGGCAGGGGAAGCAGAGCCCAGCCUGCCCCCUUGCCAUCUGGAGGAGGAAGGUGUUGGAGGAAGGAAGGGGGAAGAAACAUGUGCGUGCCUAGCAAGGUGGAGUGAGGGUGGAGAGAGGGGAGGCCGAGGGAGCCAGCGAGCAGGAGCCGGAGAGAGAAAGCACCGUAUGCCAGGACCUUGUUAUUCAACCCAGUUUUCAAAGGCCCGCAGCUGUCACGCUGAGAUAAUCCGUUAAUUAUGGCGGCCAUUGCGCUUUGGCAAUGGGGGUGAAACAGAGGCUGGGGACCAGGCUGAAGGGGUGUGGGGAGCAGGUCCUGGGGGGCACUAGACCCAUGAGAGGGGGCAGGGACAAGCGCAGAGGGGUGUGCUGCCUUCCAGAAUGAAGGGAAGACCCUGUCAGGGGCCAGACCGCACCCCUUUCCUGCUGCCACCGUCUCAUCGGUGGAUGACGGGGAUCCAAGCCACCAUAACCCCCCCGGGAGCAGCCAGCCCCUCCGAGGCAGUGAGUGCCCUUCCAGGCCCAUUUUACAGAAGAGGAGGCUGAGACUCAGAGGAGAGGAGCCGCUUGCCAGGGCCAUGCUGUUGGUUCAGGGGCAGAGCUGGGAUUUGAGCGGAAUGUGGCCGCCCUUCCAGGAGAACCUCAGGGAGGGCCGGCCUCCGGGGACUGGCCGCGCUGACCUGGUGGCCGCCAGUCCCGAGGGAUGGCGUCUGCACGGCCCGCAGCCGUGGGGCGGCCCUCUCUGGGGCGUUCCUGGGGUCCCCUGCAGGGACAGAGCUUCCUUGUUCUCCAGUGCCACAGCUGCAGGCCUCCGUGGGCUCCCCCGCCUGCCCCCACCCUGCCCCAGAGAAACCAGUCUCAGUGCCAGGACAGCGACCCCUUGUGGCCGCUUGUGUCAGUCCUGGUGGGCUGUGGCCCCGAUGGUCCAUGGGCCCUGGGUGCCAGGGCCUGGAGAGGCAGUGGGGGAGACAGGCGGGAGUCCCAGGUGAGCGGAGCGAGGAGAGCCCCAAGUCUGUGGGGAGAACGAUGGGAGCGAGGGGCCAUUCCAGAGCCCCAAGAGCCGUUUUCGCUGCAGGCCCUGCCCUGGGCUGGGGCUCCGGUAGCCGAGGCCUGAGGCCUGGUGUCCACGCCAGUCUUGGCUGGAACCUCAGCCCAGGCCAGCGGGCAGUUUAGACAGGCUGGGAAUUGUACCUGGGAGCGAGUAACCCGUGAACCCCAACAGGGGCCCCAAAUGCGACCCAGAAACCCCAGCAGCAUUGUUGGAGAGCCAGGACCCCCCAGGGUAACAGGCAGGUGUGGGGGGCCAUCUGGGUGCUCCCCUGAUUUGGGGUUCCCACCCCAGUGGGCCUGCUUGGAUGGGGCCAAGCUGCAGGGGUUGUGGAUGGGGCAGGGCAGCUUGAAGUUCUGCAGAACUGGUGACCACAGGGACCAAAACUCAGUAGACAUUCAGGACCAAGGACCCGUAGAUACAGCACAGAGCUCUUGAGCCCCCCCCCCAAAGACCCAGGGCCACCAAAGCAGUGAGGCAGGGAUGGUGGCACCCUUGGGUCCCAGUCCGGGAGGCUCAUGGGACCCCCCCCCACACACACACACACAGGCUGGGUUUCUAACCGUCCCAGCUCUGGGGUCUCCUCUCUCGCUGGCCUGGAACCUCAGGGGCCAGGGGCGGGUGGGAAUCUCAGCCAGGGAGGCAGGGAGGAGGGCGGGCCCUUGGGGCCUGAUGGCCCCCCCACUCUGUUCCCCACAGGACGCAGAUCCCUGGCAGCCACGUGUCCCAGGGUUUCCAGGGGAUUCCAGAAAGGGGGAUUUAAAAAAUAAAAUCUCCCAAGUUUUCAACAUUAGCAACUAAUUUUAAAAAGCAUCUAAAAACGACUGCCCAGAUGAAACAGGAUUGCACAGCACCUCUUGACCCAGCGCCCAGUGCCAGGGAAGGUCCCCGUGGAGCAGUGUCCACCCCUGAGAAAUGGGGUAACAGUAAGGCUGUGCUGAGGAUUACCAGGAGAUGCACUUAGGCCCCGCCCACGACCGUUUCCAUCUUGGCCGGGGCUGUGCACCCCUCUGCCCCCCAGGCUGCCUCUGAUGGGGCCGACUCCCCACCACCCAGGGCCUCCACGUCUCCCGGGGGGGCCCCUGCUGCGUCCCUCGGCCUUGGGUCAGCCCUGAGGAUGUUGGAAGGCAGGGCAGUGUUCACCCCGUGGGGCCCUGCAGGAGGAGCAGGUGGAGGAGGCAGAGCCGGAGGGUGGGCCUAGCUGGCGCCUAGUACAUAGUAGGUGCUCCAUAAAUGUUUAUUGAAUGAAUGAAUGGAGGCCAUGCAGGCAGAGGCAGCCGCGUGUGCGCAGGCACUGGUGAAAGAGCGGGUCCAGUGGAGACUGGAACCAGGUGACAGAUGGGUCUCUUCCCUCCUGCCCCUGUCUCACUUGCUCCCCCUCAGAGCUCCACUCUCCAGUCUUCCAUGGGCAUCGUCUGAAGUUCUGAGCCCCGAACCUGAGGAGGAAGGAGAGGAGGAGGAGGAGGGAGAGGAAGGCAAGCCCCGAGAGCCGGCGCACGUUCCCAGCAGAAGAGCAACGUGGGAAGCAGGUUGUGGGGCCCGCGGCGCCCCUGGCCCCGGCCCCGCCGUGGUGCCCAGCGCCUGCUGGUAGCGCCCCAGAAGGCCCCCGACGGUUGGCACUGGCGGUGCCUGCCUCACCUGGGGCCCCUGUGCUGGGGGUCGCCCCCAAGAUGGUGGCGGCCCCAGGGAGGACUGUGCUGCCAGCCCCAGCCUCCGGCCGCUAGGCCCUCCGCGCCCCUCACCCCGAGCCCCGCCCGCGGGGGGGCGUGGCCAGCGCCAUGCUGCGCCUGGGGCUGUGCGCCGCCGCGCUGCUGUGCGUGUGCGGGCCCGGCGCCGUGCGUGCCGACUGCUGGCUCAUCGAGGGCGACAAGGGGUACGUGUGGCUGGCCAUCUGCAGCCAGAACCAGCCGCCCUACGAGACCAUCCCGCAGCACAUCAACAGCACCGUGCACGACCUGCGGCUCAACGAGAACAAGCUCAAGGCCGUGUUCUACUCGUCGCUCAACCGCUUCGGGAACCUCACCGACCUCAACCUCACCAAGAACGAGAUCUCCUACAUCGAGGACGGCGCCUUCCUGGGCCAGUCGAGCCUGCAGGUGCUGCAGCUGGGCUACAACAAGCUCAGCAACCUGACCGAGGGCAUGCUGCGCGGCAUGGGCCGCCUGCAGUUCCUCUUCGUGCAGCACAACCUCAUCGAGGUGGUGACGCCCGCCGCCUUCUCCGAGUGCCCGAGCCUCAUCAGCAUCGACCUGUCCUCCAACCGCCUCAGCCGCCUGGACGGCGCCACCUUCGCCAGCCUGGCCAGCCUCAUGGUAUGCGAGCUGGCCGGCAACCCCUUCAACUGCGAGUGCGACCUCUACGGCUUCCUCACCUGGCUGGUGGUCUUCAACAACGUCACCAAGAACUACGACCGCCUGCAGUGCGAGUCGCCGCGCGAGUUCGCCGGCUACCCGCUGCUGGUGCCCCGGCCCUACCACAGCCUCAACGCCAUCACCGUGCUCCAGGCCAAGUGCCGCAACGGCUCGCUGCCCUCCCGGCUCGACAGCCACCCCACGCCCUACUCCACCGACGCCCAGCGGGAGCCGGACGAGAACUCGGGCUUCAACCCCGACGACAUCCUCUCGGUGGAGCCGCCGGCCUCCUCCACCACGGAUGCGUCCGCCGGGCCCGCCAUCAAGCUGCACCACGUGACCUUCACCUCGGCCACCCUGGUGGUCAUCAUCCCGCACCCCUACAGCAAGAUGUACGUGCUGGUCCAGUACAACAACAGCUACUUCUCCGACGUCAUGACGCUCAAGAACAAGAAGGAGAUCGUCACCCUGGACAAGCUGCGGGCGCACACGGAGUACACCUUCUGCGUGACCUCGCUGCGGAACAGCCGCCGCUUCAACCACACCUGCCUGGCCUUCACCACGCGGGACCCGGUCCCGGGCGACCUGGCGCCCAGCACCUCCACCACCACCCACUACAUCAUGACCAUCCUGGGCUGCCUCUUCGGCAUGGUCAUCGUGCUGGGCGCCGUCUACUACUGCCUGCGCAAGCGGCGCAUGCAGGAGGAGAAGCAGAAGUCCGUCAAGGUCAAGAAGACCAUCCUGGAGAUGCGCUACGGGGCCGAAGUGGAGGCCGGGUCCGUCGUCCACGCCGCCCAGAAGCUGGGCGAGCCCCCAGUGCUGCCCGUGUCCCGCAUGUCCUCCAUCCCCUCCAUAAUUGGGGAGAAGCUGCCCACCUCCAAGGGGCUGGAGGCCGGGCUGGAUACGCCCAAGGUGGCCACCAAGGGCAACUACAUCGAGGUGCGCACAGGCACGGGCGGGGACGGCCUGGCCCGGCCCGAGGAUGACCUCCCGGACCUGGAGAACGGCCAGGGCUCGGCCGCGGAGAUCUCCACCAUCGCCAAGGAGGUGGACAAGGUCAACCAGAUCAUCAACAACUGCAUCGACGCCCUCAAGCUGGACGCGGCCUCCUUCCUGGGGGGCGGCGGCGGUGGCGGGGACCCUGAGCUGGCCUUCGAGUGCCAGUCCCUCCCCGCUGCCGCUGCAGCCUCCCCGGUAGCCGCCCCUGGGGCGCUGGAGCGGCCCAGCUUCCUCUCGCCCCCCUACAAAGAGAGCUCCCACCACCCGCUACAGCGCCAGCUGAGCGCCGAUGCCGCCGUGGCCCGGAAGACCUGCAGCGUCUCGUCCAGCGGCUCCAUCAAGAGCGCCAAGGUCUUCAGCCUGGACGUGCCGGACCACCCAGCCUCCGCGGGGCUGGCCAAGGGUGACUCCAAGUACAUCGAGAAGGGCAGCCCCCUCAACAGCCCCCUGGACCGGCUGCCGCUGGUGCCGGCGGGCAGCGGCGGGGGCGGCGGGGGAGGCGGGGGCGGCGGGGGCGGCGUCCACCACCUGGAGGUGAAGCCCGCCUACCACUGCAGCGAGCACCGGCACAGCUUCCCGGCCCUGUACUACGAGGAGGGCGCCGACAGCCUGAGCCAGCGCGUGUCCUUCCUCAAGCCGCUGACCCGCUCCAAGCGGGACUCCACCUACUCGCAGCUCUCCCCCAGACACUACUACUCGGGGUACUCCUCCAGCCCGGAGUACUCCUCGGAGAGCACGCACAAGAUCUGGGAGCGCUUCCGGCCCUACAAGAAGCACCACCGGGAGGAGGUGUACAUGGCCGCGGGCCACGCCCUGCGCAAGAAGGUCCAGUUCGCCAAGGACGAGGACCUGCACGACAUCCUCGAUUACUGGAAGGGGGUCUCGGCCCAGCAGAAGCUGUGACCUUCUCCUCCCCCGGUGAGGUUGGAGGGGGAGGGCGGGGAGCACACGGGGAAGGGGCCGGGCGGCCGGGCGGGGGUGCUCAGGGGGCCGAGGCCGAGGAGCGGACGCACACGCACACCCACACGCACGCACCCACGCACACACCUGACCACCACCUGACUGUGAACAACCACCACCCGACAAUAACGGACAGGAAAACAAAGACACGUUCUCCUUAAAGUUUACACACCGAUACCGA
Messenger RNA from Phyllostomus discolor (pale spear-nosed bat), 7106 nucleotides. It is a transcript of the gene ELFN2, whose product is annotated as extracellular leucine rich repeat and fibronectin type III domain containing 2. Gene Ontology annotation, cellular component: plasma membrane. The coding region runs from base 4394 to 6868 and encodes 824 amino acids. Gene Ontology annotation, molecular function: protein binding. NCBI's taxonomy places the organism in Eukaryota, Metazoa, Chordata, Mammalia, Chiroptera, Phyllostomidae. The transcript is spliced from 2 exons. The record is from RefSeq and is a predicted model, not a curated record.